AUGUCUGGCACGAUGCAAGGUGCAAUGAAUGUUGCAGACACAGCUGAUCGCAAUGCUUUUGAGGAGGAAGCCAUCGAAAUUGCCUCACAGUGGGCGCAGGAAAAGGUUGAGAAUUUCUUGAAUGACAUUGAAAGCAAUGGCAACGAUCACAAGUUGCUCAAGAUCAGCCACAUCAUCAGUCGCCGCACUUCCAUUGAUGUCUUCACUGGCGAGAGCUCAGACAUUGGCAAAUUUGCUAAGGAACUCAUCGGAAAGCUUGCUGACAGUAAGGUCAUGGAGGGCCUUGAGAAUUUGGUUGGCACAUUGUUGAACAAGCUGUUUGCAUCUGCUUCUGGUUCAGCCCAGACGGAAAAGAUAUAUGAAGUCGCCGUUGAUGAGCUCGGUGAACUCAAUCGUCUUGACGCAUUUUUCUUUUGUUAUCGUUUUGCAUCAAGUGGAAUAAGAAAAGCCGUCAUAGGGACAUGCAUCGUUCGUUCUGCUGCUAUCAUGGUCGAUGACAACGCCUACCGUAUGGUUCUCGAUAGCUCCGCCACUCUCUCCGACGCUCAGCGUGCUUCUCUGGUAGCCAAGUACCAGAACCAAGGCGAAGCUGCUGAUUCUACACUGAUUGAAGCCCGGGCCAGGCUAGCCCAGGUUAUUGGCCGGCGUGUAGCUACUUCAGAGCAGUUCCCCCAAUAG
This is a messenger RNA of Fusarium subglutinans, 678 nucleotides long. RefSeq lists its product as uncharacterized. The transcript is spliced from 3 exons. The record is from RefSeq and is a predicted model, not a curated record. Lineage: Eukaryota; Fungi; Ascomycota; Sordariomycetes; Hypocreales; Nectriaceae. Bases 1 to 678 code for a protein of 225 amino acids.